Messenger RNA from Mercurialis annua (annual mercury), 702 nucleotides. RefSeq names its product putative receptor protein kinase ZmPK1. The record is from RefSeq and is a predicted model, not a curated record. The coding region runs from base 1 to 702 and encodes 233 amino acids. Lineage: Eukaryota; Viridiplantae; Streptophyta; Magnoliopsida; Malpighiales; Euphorbiaceae. The transcript has 4 exons.
AUGGAGAUAAAAAUCUGGAAAAUAAAAGAAGCAAAUUCCAACACCGGAUUCUUCCCAGUCAGCGACAAUACCUACUCCUUUGCCCUAUGGUUCAACGAACCAUCAUGCGGCAACAACUGUAGUGUCGUUUGGACGGCAUACCGCGACGAUCCCGUUAACGAGAAAAAUUCCCAUUUAUUUCUGCUACAAUCCGGCAUCGUAUCAUACACCGAUCAAGUCACCGUUUGGGCUACCAAUACAAUUUCAGAAUCUUCAGCCGAGUUGUAUCUUGAGGAAAACGACAAUCUUGUUUUAAAGAACUUAAACGGCGUUGCACUGUGGAAAAGCUUCGAUUUUUCGACGAACACUCUUCUUCCUCUUCAGCCUAUUACCAAAAAUUGGUCGCUUGUUUCGUCGAGAAGUGAGAGCAAUUACAGUUCAGGUUUCUUUAAGCUAUAUUUUGAUACGGAUAAUGUUCUUCGUCUUCUUUAUGAUGGUACUGAGACUUCAAGAAGAGUUAGGAAUAUUUCUUCAAUAUCUUCCAUGUCAGGAAGAGGAAGUAGGAGAAGAAGAAGCAGUGGAGAAGAUCUGAGGCGGGAGAGAUUGAGGUGGAAAAUGAGAAGUAGGAGAAGAAGAAGUAGUGGAAAAGAAAAAGAUGAGAAGGACGUCGGGUUAAUAGAUAUUCAAAGUGUAAGGCUUUAUAACAGGGAUAAUGAAGUGUAG